GGAUUAUUUGUUGAUCAUGGAAAUGGAAUAAGACCUUUACCUGUUGAUUGUUUACUUUUCUUUUGGACGAUUGCUGCAUUUCUUCGUGGUACUCACUCUUUGUGUAUGUUAACUAAUGCUUAUACAAAGUAUUGGCAGAAAGAAACCUUUCAAGAACUUGGUUUUACUGUUUUAUGUUAUGGUGCCGUUUGUUAUAAUAUUGGAAUUAUAUAUACAAUUCCUGUAAAUUAUUCAGGUGGGAAACAGACCCUUAAGGUCGAUAAUAAAGGUGAAGCAAGUGACAUAUCUGUACGUGAUAUAUACCUUCCAAGACCUACAACACUUAAUUAUUUUCUUGCUAUAUGGUUACUUUUACCUACCGUGACCGUUUUUCCUUCGGCAGUUCUUUCAGGAAUUUAUAGAGAUCUUGGUAAUAAUGAAGCAGCAGAUCGUUGGACUUCUACACAAUAUAUUAUCUAUUUUUUCAUUUUAAUGUUAUUUGCUACAGUUGGAGCAUAUUAUGGAAUUAAUUUCAUGUUAAUACUUCGAGGUUCAAUGAAACAAUUUAAUCGUAAAUCAACAAAUUAUCAUCAAACAAAGAAUGGAGCACGAGAAGCUCUUGAACGUCUUAAAUAUACUAUGAUAUACCUUGCAGCUCUUCCCCUUAUUACUGCACCUUGUUGGGGAAUGUAUGGUAUCUACCGUAUCAAAUUGAUUUCUUCAAUGAAUGUAGCAAAUAUUUUAAUGGCAGCUAUAUGGCAUACAUCAGGACCUCAACCUAUAAUAGCUAUAUGUCAAUAUUUAUUAGCAAAACGUGUUUAUUUACAUUUCACUGGUAAACUUACUUCAUCGCAAAAUGAAUCUAUAGGUUCAAAUUCGAAUUUAACUCAACAAAGACCAACUUUAGCUCGUUCACCUACUUCAAAUACUUUUGGUGAAUUUGCUACUAAUGAUAAUAGUCCUAAUUUAUCCGAAGAUUUUGCUAUAGAUUUAAAACCUAUUCGAAAUGAUUUCAAUGAUAAUAAUAAUUUAUUAGGUGCUGAUUUAGCUAUAACUGUCCCUGCACCCGCUUAUGGAUCAGAUCAUGACAUAGAACGACGAGCUUAA
Messenger RNA from Racocetra persica, 1086 nucleotides. The record is from the annotation of a GenBank genome assembly. Lineage: Eukaryota; Fungi; Glomeromycota; Glomeromycetes; Diversisporales; Gigasporaceae.